GGCGGUAAUGUAAAAUCUGGGCAAUGUGUUUUAUGGGUUCAAAGGUGAAAGUUGACUCUACGACCGUAGUACGUUAGCCAACAAUGGCAAAGCAUCAUCCAGAUUUAAUCUUCUGCAGAAAACAAGCUGGUGUUGCAAUCGGGAGGCUUUGCGAAAAAUGUGAUGGCAAGUGUGUCAUUUGUGAUUCGUAUGUGAGGCCGUGCACCCUGGUCCGAAUCUGCGACGAGUGCAACUACGGCUCCUACCAGGGACGUUGCGUCAUCUGCGGAGGGCCGGGAGUGUCGGACGCCUACUACUGUAAAGAGUGUACCAUCCAGGAGAAAGAUCGAGAUGGCUGCCCUAAAAUUGUGAAUUUAGGAAGCUCAAAAACAGAUCUGUUCUAUGAGAGGAAGAAGUAUGGCUUCAAGAAGAGGUGAAGACACCAGUCUUCAUUUUUAGUCAGUCAAAUAGUAGUUCUGCCAACUUCUCUUUUAUGUUUUUGGCACACACAAAAAAAAAUGUGACCUUAAUUUGCUACAUAAUUUCAAUAAAAACAUUUUUUUUUA
Messenger RNA from Syngnathus typhle (broad-nosed pipefish), 545 nucleotides. It is a transcript of the gene phf5a, whose product is annotated as PHD finger protein 5A. Gene Ontology annotation, biological process: mRNA splicing, via spliceosome. Gene Ontology annotation, cellular component: precatalytic spliceosome; U12-type spliceosomal complex; catalytic step 2 spliceosome. The coding region runs from base 84 to 416 and encodes 110 amino acids. The record is from RefSeq and is a predicted model, not a curated record. The transcript is spliced from 4 exons. Lineage: Eukaryota; Metazoa; Chordata; Actinopteri; Syngnathiformes; Syngnathidae.